AUGGAGAGCCUGGCACAGCAGCAGAGAGCACCGGGGCACCAGAACUGUAAGAAUGGCUGCAAUAAUGGAGCCCCCUGCUGUGACGGGGACAAGGAUCAUGUACCUGGUGCCUUUAAGGCAUCGGAAAUCACCAUUGAACUGACCACCUCACCCAAAGAAAAGCCUGACCCAAGCACUCUGGUCUUUGGCUCAGAAUUUACUGAUCACAUGUUCAUUGUUGAAUGGUCAGUGAAGAAUGGAUGGGAGAAACCAGUCAUCAAGCCUUUCCAGAACAUUCCCAUCCACCCUGCCUGCUCCGCACUUCACUAUGCCAUCCAGCUGUUUGAAGGACUGAAGGCUUACCGUGGUGUGGAUGGUAAGAUUCGAUUGUUUCGGCCACAGAUGAACAUGGAUCGAAUGUCGCGUUCAGCUUUCAGAAUGACUCUGCCGCCUUUCGAUAAGAAGGAACUUCUGGAGUGCAUCAAGAAAUUGAUCAACGUGGAGAGAGAAUGGGUGCCAAAGUCCACCGAUGCCAGUCUGUACAUCCGCCCCAUCUUCAUUAGCACUGAGCCCUCUCUAGGUGUGAAGAGACCGUCCAAGGCUGCGCUCUAUGUCAUCCUCAGCCCGGUCGGGGCUUAUUUCCAAAGUGGAGCUUUUAAUCCAGUGUCACUGUGGGCCAAUCCAAAGUACGUCCGCUCCUGGAAGGGAGGCACCGGAGACAGAAAGGUUGGAGGGAAUUAUGGAAACGCCCUGUUUGCGCAGUAUGAGGCUCAGGAUGCCGGCUGUCAGCAGGUGCUCUGGCUAUAUGGGGAGGAUGAGCAGAUCACAGAAGUUGGGACAAUGAACCUUUUCCUGUACUGGACAAAUGAAAAUGGAGAACUAGAACUGGCUACUCCACCCCUAGAUGGAAUCAUUCUUCCUGGAGUUACAAGACAUAGUAUACUUGACCUCGCCACCAAAUGGCGUGAGUUUAAGGUGUCUGAGCGUUACAUCACCAUGAAUGAAUUGUUAACAGCAUUGAAAGAAAACCGGGUGAAGGAAAUGUUUGGAUCUGGCACAGCUUGUGUGGUUUGUCCAGUUGGAACAAUACAGUACAAGGACAAGAAUUUACAUAUCCCAACCAUGGAGAAUGGACCUAAGAUUGCUGCUCGUCUUUUGAAAGAGAUGGUCGAUAUCCAGUAUGGAAGGACGGAGAGUUCCUGGGCCAUAAUGGUGGACAGCUCCUAG
Messenger RNA from Staurois parvus, 1206 nucleotides. The record is from the annotation of a GenBank genome assembly. Lineage: Eukaryota; Metazoa; Chordata; Amphibia; Anura; Ranidae.